AUGACGACAUUGGACAAUGUUGGAAUGUUAAGUAUAUUUGUUCGUGCCUAUGAAAAACGUGGAGAGGGGAUAAAUGCAUUUAUUGCUUAUAAAAUUGAGACUAAAAUUUCUAACAUUCCGGGAUAUACAAAAAAUCAUUUCGAAGUUUGGCGACGUUUUAGUGACUUUCUUGGAUUACGUGAGAAGUUGGCGUUAAAAUAUCAACAUAAAGGGGUUAUUGUUCCUUAUACGCCAGAAAAAAGUAUUACUUCAUUGACCAAAACAAAACUUACGACUGGAGAGGAACACAGCGAAGCAACAGACAGACGUUCUCGAUUGUUGGAACGUUUUUUGCGCCGACUAGUGUUACAACCUCAACUGAUUAAUGAUGAGGACUUGCGUGAAUUUCUUUCUUCUGAGGUUGACUUGCCUAAAGCUAAUUUUACUUCGACUUUUAGUGGGAGCAGUGUUCUGAAGAUUUUCAAGUCAGUCGGCGAUGCUUUCACGAGAAUUGCUUUUCCGAUGGAUGAAAAUGAUCGAUGGUUUGAACAAGCUCAUAGUCAAGUGGAGGAAUUGGAAGAAUUAUUGACUCGUCUUCAGACACAUAUAGAUAAUUUGGUUGGUUAUCGAAAAGAAUUGGCAAUUGCUGAUGAGCAAUUGAGUAAAACUAUUGCUUUGCUUACUUCUUCUGAAGAAAAUACUGGAUUAGCUAAAACUCUUUCUCGUUUGGCUGAAACACAUGAAAAGUUGGCGGUAGUGGAAAAACACGAAUCUGAACAGGAUGCUCAACAAUUAGCUGAAAGUUUUCAGGAACAACUUCAAUUAAUGUCCGUUUUGAAAGAGGUAUUCUAUGAACGUGUAAAAGGUUGGCAAAAUUGGCAGAAUCAUCAACAGAUAUUAACAAAGAAGCGAGAAAUCAAGACUAGAAUGGAAUUGGCUGGUCGGGGUGAACGUGUUGCACAAUGUCGGGAAGAUUUGCGUGAGUCUGAAAAUAAGGCCGAUCAAAUGGAAAAGGAUUUUUUGGUUACGAGCAAAACAAUCCGUGAGGAAUAUGUACGUCAGGCAAAACAGCGGCGUGAGGAUUUAAAACAAACCAUUAUUGGAUAUUUGGAGGCGUUAUUAGAAAGCGAACAACAUACCCUUGAACAUUGGGAACGAUUUGCUACAGAAGCUAAAAAUCAAUAA
Meloidogyne enterolobii is the source of this 1164-nucleotide messenger RNA. The record is from the annotation of a GenBank genome assembly. Lineage: Eukaryota; Metazoa; Nematoda; Chromadorea; Rhabditida; Meloidogynidae.